AUGGAAAAGACACGCAAUGUACAGCAGGGCAGCUCGGCAGCAGUCAGUACACGACUGCUAGCGGGUGGCAUGGCAGGGGCAACAGAGACAAUGAUAACGUAUCCCUUUGAGUUUGUCAAAACUCUUCGCCAGUUGCCUAAAAGCAAAGUCACGCCCCAGCCUUCGUCCUUUUCCCUCCUUCGUUCCACAGUUCGCACCCAUGGCAUCCCUGGACUAUACGCGGGCUGCACUGCUCUCGCGACCAGCAAUGCACUCAAAGCUUCGGUCAGGUUUUUUGGCUUCUCCAGCGGUAAAAAGCGGUUCACGUCAUUGGAGAUCUUCAAUGAGAAUACAGCAACGAUGCUGGCUGGCGUCGCAGCUGGGACUGCAGAGUCGGUUCUUGUCGUUACACCAGCCGAGUCCCUGAAGACAAGGAUGAUCGAGGCAAAUAGGCGCGGCGCAGAGCUUGUAAACCCGAGCAUAGCCAGGAUGGCGAAGGAAAUUAUAGAAAAGGACGGCGUCGGCGGCUUCUGGAGAGGCACUGCGCCGGUGAUAGGUAAACAGGCUGUGAAUUCUGGGGUGAGAUUCACGACCUUUGGCAUGCUACAGCGCGAGGUUGCGGAACGAUGGCCUGAAGCUGCUGGGACGGUCGGCACAACGUUGGCGAUCGGCGCCCUGAGUGGGAUUGCGACUGUAUACGCCUCGAUGCCAUUCGAUAACGUCAAGACGCGCAUUCAAAGUGCUGGACACGCACAUAAUGGUAUGCUUGACUGUGCAACAGAUAUUGCGCGGAAGGAAGGGUUCAGGGCUUUUUGGCGAGGUACGACGCCGCGACUCAUGCGAUUAAUGCUUUCAAGCGGCAUAACAUUCACAGUAUAUGAACAAGUCGUUCAAUUCGUCAGUUGGAAGCCGCCAAUAUGA
Messenger RNA from Aspergillus puulaauensis, 900 nucleotides. RefSeq lists its product as uncharacterized. Lineage: Eukaryota; Fungi; Ascomycota; Eurotiomycetes; Eurotiales; Aspergillaceae. The transcript has 4 exons. Gene Ontology annotation, biological process: mitochondrial citrate transmembrane transport. Bases 1 to 900 code for a protein of 299 amino acids. The record is from RefSeq and is a predicted model, not a curated record.